AUGGUGCCGCCCCGGGGGCUGCUCCCCGUUGUCUUGCUGGCUCUGUUCUGGGGGCCCAGCGUGGCAGGGGCCCAAGAGACCGUCCCACUGCAGACCCUGAGCUGCUAUAAUGACUACAAGAGCCACAUCACCUGCAGGUGGGCCAACACUCAGGAUGCCCAGCAGCUCAUCAACCUGACUCUCUACCGGAGGCUGAAUGAGGACCUUCCAAAGCCAGUAUCUUGUGACCUGAGUAACGACACGGCCUUGUUAGACCACCCUUGUUCUGGCUGUGUGUCCAGAAGAUGUGUCAUUCCCUACGAGUUUUUCGUUAUUGCUGACAGAGACUACUUUUCAUUCCGACCGGACCGGCCUCUGGGCACCCAGCUCACCAUCACUCUGACCCAGCAUGUGCAGGCCCCGGCACCCAAGGACCUCCUGAUCAAUACUACCGGGGACCACUUCCUGCUGACCUGGACGGUGGCCCUUCCGAGUUCCCAGAGCCACUGGCUGUCCAGCCUGGAGUAUGAGGUGGUCUACAAGCGGCUGCAGGACUCCUGGGAGGAGGCCUCCACCCUCUACUUCAAGUCCUCCCAGGCCGUCCUGGCACCAGAGCACCUCAUUCCCAGCAGCACUUACGUGGCCCGAGUGCGCACCCAUCUGGCCCCCAACUCAGGGCUCUCGGGGCGGCCCAGCCAGUGGAGCCCGGAGGUCUGCUGGCCCUCGCAGACAGGGGACAAGGCCCAGCCCCAGAACCUCCAGUGCUUCUUCGACGGGGCCACCGUGCUCAGCUGCUCCUGGGAAGUGAGGUCCGAGGUGGCCAGCUCAGUCUCCUUCACCCUCUUCUACAAGGCCAGCCCCAAUGCAGGGGAGGAAGAGUGCUCCCCAGUGCAGAAGGAGGAGUUCCCCGGCCUCUACGUCCGGCACCGAUGCCAGAUUCCCGUGCCCAACCCCGGGAACCACAGCCAGUACACCGUCUCCCUUCGAUUGAAGGAGGAGGAGAAGUUUAUAAAGAGCUCGGACCACAUCCAGAUGGCUCAGCCGACACUCAAUGUGACUAAGAGCAGAGACGGCUACACCCUGCACUGGACAGCAGAGGAGAUGUUCUACAAACACAUAGGUCACACCUUCCAGGUCCAGUAUAAGAAAGAUGCAGCCUCAUGGGAGGACAGCAAGACGGAAACCCUCCAGAACGCCCACAGCAUGUCGCUGCCGCCGCUGGAGCCCUCUACCAGGUACCAGGCGAGAGUCAGGGUCAAGCCCACCCCCAGCGGCUACAACGGUAUCUGGAGCGAGUGGAGUGAGGAGCGCUUCUGGGACACCGAGUGGGUGCUACCCAUGUGGGUCCUGGUGCUCAUCCUGGUCUUCACCACUCUGGCAUUGCUCCCUGCCCUGCGCUUCUGUGGCAUGUACGGGUACAGGCUGAACCGGAAGUGGGAGGAGAAAAUCCCCAACCCCAGCAAGAGCCACCUGUUCCAGAACGGGAGUGCUGGGCUCCAGCUCCCAGGCAGCCUGUCGGUAAUCAUCAGCAGGAGCCCCCCACACAAGGAGCUGCAAGGCAGCUUCUUCCCGGAGCUGGAUGGCUUGUUCCCUGUAGACUACAGGCACAGUGAGGUGUCGCCUCUCACCACGGAGGACCCGAAAGACAGCAGUGAAUCACCAUCGGAGCCUGACACGACUCCAGCUUCCUUGGACCUGUACUCGGAGCAGGCCCGCGGCCCCCAGCCAGGCCUGUCAGCCCCGGUGGGCAAGCCCAAGAGCCAGGCUUCUGGCUUCGACUUCAAUGGCCCCUACCUGGGGCUCCCCCAUGGCCGCUCCCUGCCUGACGUGCUGGGCCAGCCGGGGCCCCCACAGGCAGGCGUGAGCCAGAAGCUGCAGGCUCCGGGGUCCCUGGAGUACCUGUGUCUGCCUGCGGGGGAGCAGGUGCAGCUGGUCCCACUGGCCCAGGUGGUAGCACAGGGCCAGGCCAAGGAUCUGGAGAGGAGCCCUGGCCCAGGCGCAGAGGGGAACCCCUCCCUGGAGUCAGGGGUAGGCCUUGGCCCUUCUGCACCCGGGCUGAUGGUAGGCGGUCAAGGCCCAAAGAACAGCCCCAGCCUGAAGGAUGGGGCCCUCACAGCUCAGCCCACUGGCUCCGGGGGCCCUGAGGAUGGCUUCCAGGCCUCUGGCUAUGUCACCACUACAGACCUGGCUCUCCCCUUGCCCACGGGGCUGCCUUCUGUCUCCACAGUUCACCCUCCGCACCUGCCCUCAGACCAGAACCACAGCCUCGAUCUUAGAGUGGCUGGUGGGCUCCAUGCAGGCCCAGCCCCCAGCAAGCCAGAAAUUGAGGGCUAUGUGGAUGUCCCUCCAACCCCAGGCCAGUCUCCCAAGUCCCCUUUGGGCAGUCCUGCCCCUCCUACGGCCAGCGGCCCCAUCCUAAGUCUGGAGGAGCCCAGAGCAGAGGGGGCCCCUGCCUCCCCACACCCUGAGGGGCUCCUGGUCCUGCAGCAGGUGGGUGACUACUGCUUCCUCCCUGGCCUGGGCUCUGGCCCUCUCUCACCCCAGAUGAAGCCCUCUCCCCCAGGACCCUGUCCUGAGAUCGGGGACCCUGACCAGGUGUUCCAGGCCAAGAAGGCCCUGGGCCAGGCCAUUCCCCAGAUGCCAGCCAUCCGGCAUUUCAAGGCCCUCAAGCAGCAGGACUACCUGUCGCUGCCCCCCUGGGAUGUCGGCAGGCCUGAGGAGGUGUGCUGACACCCUCCAGCUCCUGGGCAUAUG
This is a messenger RNA of Odobenus rosmarus divergens (Pacific walrus), 2733 nucleotides long. It is a transcript of the gene CSF2RB, whose product is annotated as colony stimulating factor 2 receptor, beta, low-affinity (granulocyte-macrophage). Gene Ontology annotation, molecular function: cytokine receptor activity; protein binding. The coding region runs from base 1 to 2709 and encodes 902 amino acids. Gene Ontology annotation, biological process: immunoglobulin mediated immune response; cytokine-mediated signaling pathway. The record is from RefSeq and is a predicted model, not a curated record. Gene Ontology annotation, cellular component: external side of plasma membrane; membrane. NCBI's taxonomy places the organism in Eukaryota, Metazoa, Chordata, Mammalia, Carnivora, Odobenidae. The transcript is spliced from 13 exons.